Eruca vesicaria subsp. sativa (arugula) is the source of this 1170-nucleotide messenger RNA. NCBI's taxonomy places the organism in Eukaryota, Viridiplantae, Streptophyta, Magnoliopsida, Brassicales, Brassicaceae. The record is from the annotation of a GenBank genome assembly.
AUGAGUUACUACGUAAACAAACACCAAGAAACACCAGAGGACACUAACGUCACAGAGACGAUGGGUUGCCAAGACACACCGGAGGAGACUAACGUCACAGAUACGAUGUUUGGCAAGAAACACUGGAUGAGACUAAAAUCAAACUCUAGUUAUGUACAUUCUCAACAACUGUACCGGACUAAAAUUGCUGUCCGGGAUGAUUCUUCCGUUUUCGUCAAGAACGCGAUAACAUGGAACUCUUCGAGGAGACGAUUCAGGGAUGAAUUUCAUCUCAGAUGUGUAACCGAGUUUGCCUUCCGGAAAAUCCAGUUCCUAGUGUUAUCAAAUACGGUUAAGAUAAUUAAAACUUACGACGGAGAGAAAGACGCAGCCACAAAAGCAGCUUUUGACGCCACUUUCGAUCAACCUACGCCUUUAAUUGAACCUGCUCUGUCGUCCACCGUACCGGAGUCUUCAUCAGAAUCCGACAGCGAUUCGGAUGAUGAAUCUGAUUACCUAUUGAGGAAACUAAUCGGUCCUGUGGAUCCGAGUAAGUCCACUGCUUCCGGUGCUGGGAGAGGUGGAGGAACGGCUUGUGCACCGCCAACGUUUAUAGUUGUGACGAAGGACUUUGAUGGAAGGAGAGUUCCUAAUGGUGGAGCUUUGAUUAGGGUAAGUGUAUCCUGGUGUGGGUGUUGGUGGUACAGAUCAAGAGGGUGUGGUGAAAGAUGUUGGAGAUGGCAUUGCCUCGGCGGCGAUUCUCAUCGAUCAGAGCAGUGUCUCCAAUUCGCAAGGAUGUACGUGGCGAAUCGGGCUUCAGACAAGAUCACACAACUCACUGACAAUGUCUACGUCUGCCGUUCUGGUUCGGCUGCUGGUUCUCAGGUUGUCUCGGAUUGUGUCUGCUACUUCCUUCACCAGCACACAAUCCAGCUCGGACAGCCUGCGACUGUAAAGGUCUCUGCAAACCUUAUCAGGAUGCUCGCAUAUAAUAACAAGGUGGAGAGUAAGAAGAGUCCUUUAAUGUUAUCAUCAUCAUCUCCUAAGGGUCUUGUGAGGCAAAACUCGUUGUUGAGGACGCCGAAGACGCCUCAAGCUGAGAUUUGUGACUCUGAGUCUCAGCUUGAGUCUCUUCCCAUGGAUUUAUUGGUGCUGGAACUUGGAAUGACUUCCUCACAGCAGAUGAUAUGA